GGCUUUCAGUUUCUUGCAGUAAGUGAGAGAAAAUGAGCCAACAACAUUAAAAUAUCAAUAUGGUCAUUUCGGAUGUGGUAUAACACCAGUUAACUACUGUUUUAAAAAAAUGCAUUUACAUUUCGAAAGGACCGUAAAUGCUAAAAGUGAUUGUCCUAUUUUAUCCUUAACAUGGAUGGGAAAGGUUCCUGAUGAAUUGCCAGAGGAUGAAGGAUGGAAACUUAAUAGAACAAAUUACUACCAAGAAGGAUGGUUAGCUACAAGCAAUGUAAGAGGAAUAGUCGGAGUUACUUUUACCACUAGCCACUGCAAGAAAAAUGUGGAUUAUCCACUUCGGACUAAUUAUAAUCUUAGAGGACAUCGAUCAGAGGUGAUCCUAGUUAGGUGGAACGAGCCCUACCAGAAGUUAGCGUCAUGUGAUAGCUUCGGUAUUAUUUAUAUUUGGAUUAAAUACGAAGGGCGAUGGUCAAUAGAACUUAUCAACGACCGGAACACGCCCGUUACGCAUUUUUCUUGGUCUCAUGAUGGUCGAAUGGCUCUAAUAUGUUACCAGGAUGGAUACGUACUUGUCGGUUCAGUGGCAGGUCAAAGAUAUUGGUCGUCCAUGUUGAACUUAGAUUCGACGAUAACCUGCGGUAUUUGGACUCCGGAUGAUCAACAAGUGUAUUUUGGUACAACUUCGGGGCAGAUAAUAGUCAUGGACGUCCACGGCGCGAUGGUGUCUCAAGUACAACUAAAUUCCGAUAUAAGUAUAACGUUUAUGGCGUGGUCUUGCGAGAAAUUCAAAAUGGAAGAAGGUGAUGAUAAUAAUGGAGGGGUUAUGAACUCAGCUGACAGAAAAUUUGUUCUGGCAGUGGCUUUACAAAAUGGUUUCAUAUAUCUACUGUCAACAUUCGAUGACGUGUCUCCUAUACAAGUUAACACGAAACUUCAAGGGCCUUUGUGUAUUGAAUGGAGUAAUUCUCGAGAAUUUUUAGCAGUAGCCGGUGUAUCGUCCGAAAAAAAAUUAAUGGGAGGAAUAGAAUAUACAAAUAUUUUAAAGUUUUAUAAUGAGAAAGGUCAACUUCUGUAUGCAACUGUUUUACCAGAUAAACAGGCUAGAGUAUCGACUCUUACAUGGGGUCAUAACGAUAAGAGACUUUUCCUAGCGACUGGUACUCAAAUUCACAUCGCUUGGAUUUCCAAAAGGAUAGCGUCCUUACAACUACUCUGUAGACUCAGAAUUCACGAUUUAAUUAAAAAUGAGGCUCAGUUAUUAUAUUUACCUUUACCUGCUCGUUUGGGGAAUAUAAUCGGUAAUCUGUUCGCUCAAACUAUAAGGUGUUGCGUACCGGAACCAUCCGCUUUAAGAGAAUUCGUUUCCCGUCCACCUAUCGGAUCGGUUCGGUUGCAUUGUACCAUGAUCCGACACGACGAAGAAAAUAAUCUUUCUUCGGGUAUUUGUUACACUUUGUAUUUGGAAUAUUUGGGAGGAUUGGUGCCGCUACUCAAAGGCAAAAGAACCAGCAAAAUUAGACCAGAGUUUGUGAUAUUUGAUCCGCAAGAAGAUUAUUUGCCGCAAUCGUCGGAAUCCAAAAGUUCUUCGUCAAGUAAUUCGGCGAGUACUUGCGGCGCUCUUAGCGAUACCUCGGAUAGCGAUAGAGAAGACGGUUGCACCGGUUCGCCUAGGAUGCAGAGAAAAAGGAAACGGAAACAUAAAAAUCAUCUCAAUUACAAUUACCAUUCGUAUCAAAGAACAGAACAAGAAACUGAGCACGAUGAUUUGUCUUACGUCGAUACAUUACCAGAACAAAACCGUCUAGUAGAAGUAACAUCUAAUAUUUGGGGCACUAAAUUUAAAAUACACGGCCUGACAAACUCCGUUCCUAGCAAUUUGGGUCAAGUAACGUACAAAACGUCUCUGCUACAUCUUCAGCCACGUCAAAUGACUUUAGUUAUGACUGAAUUGAGCGACGAUUUUCCCAUAGUUCCCGAUCCGACGUUCAAUCCCAAUUUGUUUUCCGAAGACGAGGACGAAACCGGUUUGUUGGAGGAAUUGAAGAGAGACGACGCGUUCGAUAAUUGUCCUCCCAUAGCGCCGAUAUCGUCGAGAAGGCCUUUUAUCGGCAAACAGAAAUAUCCUUAUUUACCUCAAGAAUCGUCAACUAAAUCAGAUACGUCGAAAAUAAUCAUAGAAAAAAAUAACGACGAAAAAAUUAAUUCGAAUAUACCAUGUAGCGUAAGUAACGACAUCCGUCCUCAAAAUUUGAGAGCCUCAAAUAAUAAUAAUAAUGUGCAGCUCAAUUUACGUCCAAACAGUUCUCAAAACACCAGUUUCAUCGGGCAGUUUAUACAAAAUGGAGGCGCUAAUUGUAGCAAUCAACGCCACGCCAUAUCUCCAAUUUGUUGCGAGGUAUCCCUUCCCGCCCUCCAAUCGCCGAAAAACGCCGUUGCUCCUAGUGAUAUUAUGUUCGAUCGACCACCAGCUUCGACGCUUUUGUCCUAUUCAUCGACUGAUUAUGGUAAUUCGAAUGGUUUACAAGUCAAAUCGUUUUCGGAACAUAAAAGUGACGCGUCCGUCAAUCAUAGCUACGUCAGUGAAAAUCCUAAGCACGUUUUCGUUAAAAAAGUUGAAGAAAUCGAUCUAAAGCAAGUAGGUAACUGUAGUAAGCAGCAAUUUACGGUAAACGAAGACGAAAAAGGACCUUCGACGUCGACUAAAGGUCCUGUACCAACAUCCACGUAUUUGUUGGAUCCCAUGGUUAGAAGUUGUAGCGUUGGAUUUUUGGAUAUGGUCGAACGCCAACUCGUCCCUAGCGACGAAUCACUAUCACUAUUACGCAAAGAUAUACCGAAACGUUUGGUUUUGGUGGAUAAAAAGGGGAAAACCAAAAAAUCGACAAAAGCGAAUUCGAAAAACGUCGAUGUGAGUUAUAAAUUGAAAUCGUACGGGAAAUCGAAGAGCCUAGACUCCAGCGACAUCUUUCCGCAUAGCGACAGUCCGCUAACUUCCGUUAUAAAAAAGAAGGAGAAAGCUAUACCGGAAAUUGAAACGGCGGACGAAUCGAAUACGGAAAGUGGCAACAGCGGGACGCAAUUGGAGGAAGAACAAGUCAAAUGUAAUAACAAGAUAAAUAAUAGGAAGGAUUUUUUUUCGUCGCCGUUGAUUAGAAGGAAAAAGAGUGACGAUAAAGUUAAUCGGGGAAGAAAUAACCAGAAGAAAAUUAACGUCAAUCAAAAUAAGGGUGGCGAAAAAAACGGAUUGUCCAUUCAUUCGCAAGCGUUGGCCAAUUUGGAAAAAUUGAUCACUAGAUUACGAGAAGACGAUAGUAAAUCUAGUACUUGCUCUCCGAAACUACCCAGAAGUUCACCGGCGUCACCUGCCCCCACUAAAAAAGGUAUGAGGCCUCAAUCUGCGUCGCCGAUUAGAAAGAAAUUUCUAAAUUCGCCAUUAUUAGGAAGAAAAAACAGAAAAAAUAAAUAUCAAGAAAGUUCGGACGAUGAAAUAAAUGCAUCCGGCGAUGAAAUAUUCAACGGUACCAAUUAUAAGGAUUUGGAAACUUUUCAAAAAUCGCAGCUAUUACAAAAGUUGAAAAGGGGUAAAAUCGAACCGAACGGUAGUAGUUGUAAUACACAAAUUAUUCAACAAAGACGCGAAUUUGUUAUGCACAAUAAAGCGCCAAUGUGGAACGAGAAUAACCAGGUGUAUCAGUUGGAUUUUGGCGGGAGGGUCACUCAAGAAUCUGCUAAGAAUUUUCAAAUCGAAUUCAGGGGAAAACAGGUUAUGCAGUUUGGUCGAAUAGAUGGAAACGCCUACACGCUAGAUUUUCAGUAUCCGUUUUCUGCCCUACAAGCGUUCGCGGUCGCUUUAGCUAAUGUUACACAAAGACUUAAAUGAAUUGUUUUUUGUUUUUUAACGUGCCAAUGUUCGAUACGUUUUUAUUUAAACUUGAAAAAAAAAACUGUUUGUUUCUAUAAUCGAUUAUUUCUAUUGAAAGAAAAUUUAUAUAUUUUAUACAUGUUUUAGACAAGUUGUGUUUUUAAUGCUGUCGUGUGAUUUUUAAUUGAUAUUUUUAUUCUAUUUGAAUGUUAUUAUUAUAUCGCUAAUAAAACGUUUCAUAUUA
This is a messenger RNA of Diorhabda sublineata, 4103 nucleotides long. It is a transcript of the gene Tusp, whose product is annotated as tubby-related protein 4. Gene Ontology annotation, molecular function: protein binding. The coding region runs from base 110 to 3877 and encodes 1255 amino acids. The transcript has 15 exons. Lineage: Eukaryota; Metazoa; Arthropoda; Insecta; Coleoptera; Chrysomelidae. The record is from RefSeq and is a predicted model, not a curated record.